Messenger RNA from Pangasianodon hypophthalmus (striped catfish), 809 nucleotides. It is a transcript of the gene borcs7, whose product is annotated as BLOC-1 related complex subunit 7. Lineage: Eukaryota; Metazoa; Chordata; Actinopteri; Siluriformes; Pangasiidae. The record is from RefSeq and is a predicted model, not a curated record. Gene Ontology annotation, cellular component: BORC complex. The coding region runs from base 51 to 362 and encodes 103 amino acids. The transcript has 5 exons.
UUGGCAGUUUUGUCCGUUUUGUCCCUCGAGUUGUUCCGUAGUUUUCAGUCAUGGCUUCCUCAGAGCCGCAGCCUCGGUUUGGUCAGUCUGUGAAAAGUUUGUUAUCUGAUAAAGUCGGUUCAUGCAGUGGAGAUGUGAUUGCUCUUACACGCCAGGUAUUAAAGGGAUCUCGUAGCCAAGAGUUGCUCGGUCAGGCAGCAAGAAAUAUGGUUAUCCAAGAAGAUGCCAUUCUACACUCUGAGGAUAGUCUAAGGAAAAUGUCCAUAAUAACUACUCAUUUGCAAUAUCAGCAAGAAGCCAUCCAAAAGAAUGUGGAGCACUCCAGAAACCUUCAGGACCAGCUUAGACACUUGUUAAAAUAAUGUGCCGGCAAGCUAUGCUGUUGACAUGUUCAACUUGGACAUUGCGUUGUUCCUCACACCAUGUGCAAGAGGUUGCACUCCAAACACGCACAUGUGCUUUGAUUGCCCUCUCAAUAACCCUCAUGUCCUUGAGGUAACAUUUUAUAUGUAGGAUUGACUUGUCUGGUUUUUUGUUUAAUUUCUUAACCAACAUUCAGUUAAAUUAGAUCAUAUUGGUUUUUUUUUUAUUUAUGAAAAACUGGGUAGUGUCAGUGUUAAAUGAGUCUGCUUUUGAAAACAAGAAAAGCAUAAACAACAGUUUACUACAGAUUUAUGUUAAUUUAUUGUCUUUUUUAUUUUAAUGAAUAAAUUUGUCUUUGUAUGAACAUUGUUAUAGAUUUGAGUGAAAUGACAUGUUCUCUGCAGGAAUGCCAGUAGAAUGUGUAAUAAAGCCACCCACGUGUAAUA